This is a messenger RNA of Parasteatoda tepidariorum (common house spider), 3947 nucleotides long. RefSeq names its product SUN domain-containing ossification factor. Gene Ontology annotation, cellular component: membrane; cytoplasm. Lineage: Eukaryota; Metazoa; Arthropoda; Arachnida; Araneae; Theridiidae. Gene Ontology annotation, biological process: protein folding in endoplasmic reticulum. The record is from RefSeq and is a predicted model, not a curated record.
AUUUAAAAUGCCCACAAAUGAAUAACAAUCUGUCAUUUUACAUGUCGCUGUUACAUGGUUACACGUCAGUUUUAAACUUUAAUAAAGCAUGUUAGUAAGUUUUGAUGAAGUUCAUGAAAUAAAUGCGUUUUCUUCUAAUUUAUAUAGAUUAUUCUUUUACAAUGUGUACAGUGCGCAAACAUGAAAGGAAUCUGCGUAUCUAAAAGACUUCUUUUUAUAAACAUACUGUGUUUACUUUGGCUACCAAAUUUCUGUGAUAUUAAAAAUGAAGUUGAUAGCCAAAGUGUGCAAGCCAACAAAGACAUGCCCAAUGUUAUUAUUAGAACUGAUGAUGUACCCUCCUUGCAAGAAGAAGAAAUACAUCAGCAGCAAUCAGUAGUAAAUGUUCAAAGGCCAAAUGUAGAAUAUGUAAAUAAAGUAGAUACCAAGAAUAUUGUGAAUAAUAAUGAUGUAAACAAGUUAGAAUCUCCUAAAAGUCUUUCAAAAGAAAAUCAUCCAGAAGAAAUUAUAACAAAUUUAGACAGCAGUAGACAUGAGGAAAUUAGUAAAGAGGACAAAUCACUAUUAAGGCAAGAAAGUCCUUCUCUAACUGGCGAUUCAUCGUCUGACCAUAUCACAGAUACUCAACACCUUGAAAAGUCUACAAAACAUUCCGACAGUGUUUUACCUCCUGCAACUGAAGAACCAGAAAAAAUAAUUGGGCAACCUGAAGUAGAAAAAUCUAUUCCUAAAACAGAUUCUAUUGAGCCAAAAAUCCUACCUAGGCCUGCUUCCCCGGUAAAUGUUAAGCCCGUUAAAACUGUUAUGGAUGAUAAUUUACAACAUCACCAUCCUCACUACGAUGGAAUGCCCUCUUUUGAUGAAUGGAAGAAAAUGAUGCUCGCAGAACAAGAGAAAGGAGGUCAGAAGCCACCGUCUCCCUCUCCCCCUGGGAAGAAGAUUUCUAGUCAAAAACGUAGACGUAAUUAUUCCUCUUAUGAAUGUGGUGCCAAAAUUGUAGCCUCCAACACUGAAGCAGAGGGAACUAGCAGAAUUUUGAAUGAGUUGGUUGAUGAGUACAUGCUUAAUCCUUGUAAAGCUAAAAUUUGGUUUGUCAUCGAACUAUGUGAAACAGUUCAAGCCAAUCAGAUUGAAUUAGCAAACUUUGAAUUGUUUUCGUCUUGCCCCAAAGACUUCACAGUUUAUUCCAGUGAUAACUUUCCCACCCGUGAUUGGGUGCCCCUUGGAACUUUUACUGCUGCUGAGCAAAGAAUUCUUCAGAGUUUUGAGUUGAAACAAGAAGGAUUUGGCAAAUUCAUUAAAAUUGAACUACUAAGUUAUUACGGGACUGAACAUUACUGUCCCCUAAGCGUCGUUCGUAUAUUUGGUACAUCCAUGGUGGACGAAUAUGAGGAAAUGGAGACUUUGUCCAAUCAUGUUGAUGCUACUGAAGAUGAUUUAGACAGAUUAGAUAUUGUAAUUGAAGAUCAAAAACCAACUAAUUUACUUGGUAGCGCUACAGAUGCUGUUAUGAAUAUUGUCAAAAAAGCAGCCCAAGCUUUAGGACAACAUCAAGCUUCAGAUGAAAUGAAAGGAAAUGAGACUGUUAAAGAUCAGCAAAAUGUUUCUGAAGCUCAGCUGUGCUCUGUUGCUGACCAAUCUCAAAAUAAGUGUGAACCAGUUCCCAUAAAAACUGAUAGUGAUACUAUACUAUCCCCACACCAAUUUCCCAUUAUUUCAAGCUCUAUGCACCACUCAUUAUUUCGCCGAUUGCAUCGCUGUGACCAGUGCUCAUCACGCAUCCGUUAUUAUUCUUCAGCUCAACCGCAUUGCCGAUUCUUUCAAGCCGCUUUAGGGCCAGUAGUAUUUCAAGCACUCUGUGAUUGGUUCAAAGAGCACCCUGUAGUUAUUGCACAAGAGUCCUCAUCUCACAGAAAUAAAGUACCAUUGCCAAAUAUUGAUUCCAGUAUUUUUCCUACAAAAAGUCCGCCUCCCCAAGUUAUGAGGGUUGCAAUAGAAAACGAGUUGCCUUGGAAAAAACUGAUCUCAAAUGAUACUGUUCCUUUAGGUCCAAUAAAUGUUACUAAUAACUCUUCUUCAAAUAACUCUUAUUCUUCUCUAAACAUAAUUGCUAACUUAUCAAUAGGUAGUGAUAAAAUAGACUUAGAAGGCACACCCCAUAUUGUCUCCAUAACUUCAUUUAAUGAAUCUGAAGGAUUUUCUGGUACCCCUGAGUUGAGCGGGACGGUUUACCCUUUGCAUGACACCACAGAGACUUCGUCAAGCCAACCAUCUCAAAUUACUUCAACCGAAACUACCAUUCCAGAAGAUCAAACUGUUAUAGAAGCUUCCAAAAUUUUACCAAGCAAUAUAGAAUCUUCUAUUCUGUCAGAUGAUUUAUCGGAAUCUGAAGUUGAGCAGAUUGCUGGUAUGCCCGAUACGUUGACAGCCAGUGAAGAUGUGACAGAACCUCUAUCUGUCACUGAAAUUCCAGUUGAGUUGAAACCCACUGUUGAAAGACCCAUGGAUGUGCGCACUGAAUUUCAGGGAAAAGUAGAACCAGUUGGUAUUUCCUCCGUCGGCCAGAAAGAAUCAGUAUUCAUGCGGAUGAGUAAUCGCAUCAAGGCAUUGGAAAUCAACAUGUCUCUCAGUAGUCAGUACUUACAGGAAUUAAGUCAGCGUUACAGGCGACAAAUGGAGGAAAUGCAGCGAGCCUUCAAUCGUACCAUCGGAACAUUAAAUGAUACUGCAAGAAAAGCUGCCGAAAGGGAUUUGAAACAGCAAGAUAUUCUUAAUAAUUUACAACUUCAAGUUGCCAAUCUUUCGCAAACUGUUGAUAUGUUAGUGCAAGAACGUUCUACAGUAUUUCGACAGAUGAUUGAAACUCACGUUGGAUUGAUGGUAAUAGAAGCCAUUAUUAUGAUAACAAUCAUGUCCCUCUGCGUUCGUCGCAUCUCUUCAUCUGCUGGUCAGAUACCUUUACCUGCAAAAGAAACAGUUGUGGCUACUCGCGUCUCCAAGAGGAGAAGCUCGGUAGAUUCAUGCUCGCCUCCUGUUGCAAGAAAAGUGAAGAAGCGAUCUGCAAGUGAGGAGGCAUUAAAUGCAGGGGAAUUAUUGAUUGUUGAACCUUUGCCAGUAUUAAUUGAUCCUAUACUAAAAGCUAAAAAGAAAAAUAGGAAACGUAGUAAAGCUAUCCUAAGAAGCAACUCAAAUCCAACGAGUAACAAUUCAAGUUCUACUAGUCAUUCUACCCUGAGGCCCACUUCCCGAUCUGAUACUUAUAUACAAGCCAGUGAUAAACCAAAUCUUUUAUCACAUGAAUCUAGUAGCAAAUGUGAGAACUGUAAUGACAAUACUUGUACUGCAGCAAAAGCUCCAGAUAAAGAAAGGAGACUGAAUGGUGCUCCCUUUCAAAAUCUCACCAAUGGUUCUGUAAUCAGACCCAGAGAGUCACAAACUGAGAGUAAAUCUUUUAAAGCAAAAGAAAGAUUCAGCUUUAAAAAAUUUCUGAAAUUUCAAAAAAGGGAUUCUAUCUAGUCUGUGAGUUUAGUUGCAAUGUUGUAUUUAAUGGUGAUGAUGGUUGGUUUUUUUUUUCAUUUCAUUUAUGCUAUUUCCAUUAGCAAUUUUGUUAAAUGAUAAUUUUGCGUUAAAAGAAAUUUUUUUUUUAAUGUAUACAUAGAAUGGAAAAUAUUGUCUUUUUUUUUUUUAAUGAAACUAAUAUUUUGAUAUAUAUUUAUUUUUGGGACCAAGAUGAUAAGUUACUAUGGUUUGAAACGAAUUGAAUCAAAUAAUAUAAAUAUUUUAAAACUUUUUUUUUAAUUUAAUAACUGAACAUGUGAAGUUUUAUUUAUUACUAGUCUUUAAAUGUCUUUUUAAAGUGUUUGCAUUUAUUGAUCUUUUAAAGUGAGUUUGUAAAUAUGGGACUUAUUCUGAAAUGAUGCUGGAAAUAAAAGAAUUUAAUAACUGAA